This is a messenger RNA of Polychytrium aggregatum, 2883 nucleotides long. RefSeq lists its product as uncharacterized. The transcript has 14 exons. The record is from RefSeq and is a predicted model, not a curated record. The coding region runs from base 1 to 2883 and encodes 960 amino acids. NCBI's taxonomy places the organism in Eukaryota, Fungi, Chytridiomycota, Chytridiomycetes, Polychytriales.
AUGAGCCUCAACCCAAACGUAGCGUCCGUAUCACGGUCGCCCUCUGCACUGGGCAUCGGAGAGCCUUCGUCGAUCCUCCCCAGCAGCGAGUCCAUCCAGGCAACGCUCUCGACCCUCGAACACAAGCGAAGCAAGCUCGUCUCGCCCAAGAAGCGCACCAACCUCGCCUCGUUCCAGCGCACACUCAACCAGGCUGGCGAUCUGGCCCAUUCGGUCGACCUGCACAUCAUCGAUGCCACCGGCGACGGCGGCGACUUGCGGAGCGAUAUCCUGGGCGAGCGCGGUGCAAGGGUGUUUCGUCUGCCGAAGCCCGAAAACAUUGCCGAGGCCGAGAAGUAUCUCCCGCAUGAUGACUCGGCCAAGAUUACGCGGGACCAAGCCCUCCAAUUCAUUGGUGUUCUGCAGGCGCCUCCCGGUAGCGGCGCAAAGUAUGAGAAGCCCAAGCCCCCGUCAGCCGAUCGUCCGCUCAAGCCCGAAGCUCGGCUCGACAUCGAGUCGCAGCCAGAUGACUUUCGCAAGUUUCAGCAAAGCGUGCUUCAUCCUGGUCGGGUCCUUGGCGUCAUGGCCUUCGAAGACGACCGGGCAGUACUGUCGACGUUUGAUCAGCUCUGCAACGAGGUGCUUUCCUGCAUCGCCGAGUUCGAGAGCUCGCUUGAGGAAAUGACAACGUGGAAGAACGCAUUUAUGAAACAGAGCAUACCCUCGAACGUGAAGCUGCAGCUGGCUAUCCUGUUUGGAAGGCUGUUCCGGUGCAAAUCCGAUCUUCACGAGCCCCUGUUUGAACUCAUCAAACAAGUCCGCAUCUACUCGCGGCCGUGGCUCAAAAAGCAAAAGGCUCUCCUGGAGCUCGAGAAAGACUUUCAGAGCCAAAACCAUGUGCUCGACGUGGCCAUCCGGAAGCUCGAACAUCUGCACGCACAAAAGCUCAAAAUCAUCACCGAGAAGAGUAUCUCGCUCUGGGACCGGCUUGUUCGAAGUUUGAUGGAUGCCACACCAGCAUACAAUCCAUUCUAUGAGGCACAGGCGUCUGUAAACUCCUCUGGCCUGGCGGAUUCAAAACUAGGCGCACAGUCGUCGGACAAUCGAAUGGCGUUGUCUAUGAAGCGCUCGGGAGCCCUCAAGAGCAUAGCUUCCAAUAGUGCACUCUCGCCACUUCCGGGAGUAAACAAGCUCAAGACCUCCAUUCUCGAAUACAUUACCACUGACGACCCAAGUUGGAAGAAGCAAGCACGCAACCUCGUCGAGAAGUUUAGGAAACACAUCAACAAGCAGUGCCGCGGCUGGCAGGCUCUGUUUCGCAAGCUGCAUCAGCGUCCGUUCCCGAGGCCAUCAAUGUUCCCAUACAUGUCGCUGCUGAACCAAUCCUUCAUCAAGCCGCCUCGCCCCUUCCCGCUGCGCAAAUCUUGGUCGUUGGUAGAUCUUAGCUCGGCCAGCACCCUGCCCGUUCAACCCAAGAGCUGGCUCACUGGCGACGAAAAUGAAUAUAGGCACGACAGGGAUCUGUAUGACGGUAAGAUUCCUCGGUCAAAUAGCUUCAAUGCAGCCUUCGAUCUGAGAUCGGCCCGGAUCCGCAAUAUGCCUUCGCGCAAGCGAACCAAGGGCGCCCGUCGUCGCCACCGCAAGGCCAUGUACCGAAUGAAAACACAGUUCCGCAUCUCGGACGGCCAGUCGUCGGAUUCGGACUCGGAGAGCAGCAGUAGCGACGACGAUGACGACUCGUUUGUGGACGACGAGCUCGCGGACUACGAGCAGAGGUAUUGGGACUUUUUUGAUGAGGACCAAAUCCAGCAUACGAUCGACAGUUUCCUUACGGCUCAUCCAUUCACGAGCCACUCGCAAAAAUCAACGCCGUGGCGGUCAGAAGUCAAAACUCCAGCAAAUAGGACCGAAAGCCAAGAAAAAAGCACCGUCACCGUCUCGUUUCCUUCGGACGAGCCUGAAGUUCCGGACAUCAUGGCUGAAGAACCAGCUCCGGAUUUCGCAACUACGACCGAACCUACCGAGCCAUUGCAUGGAGACGAGACGCCAGCGGAUGCCGCCGACCAGCCUGAUGUCGACGUUGACAAAGGCUGGUUCUCGCUCCAAGAUGUUAUGGAGCUGACUCUUCUGCAUGCUCAGCAGAUGCAGCUGCUGCAAUCCGAGUACAGCGACAAGUUUGACGACAUGACUGAAAAAAUGGAGGCCAUGGAGGCAAAGCACAAGGAGGACGUCGAAGAUUUGGAAAAGCGUCUCGUGAUUGCGCAGGAGGCAGCGCAGCGGAUCGCUCGGGACUGGCAAAAUAUGGCCGAACAGAAAGCGUCGGCAGAGAGCCGGGCCAUGACCGUGCUGACGGGGCCCGGGGGAUCGACGCAUGGCCCGGGCACGGCCGAUUCAGUGCGAUUUGAGCUGUCUGAUACCGCAGGAGGUGCCUCAAGCACCAAAUCAAAGUCGAGGAGCGGCAAGUCACGACGGUCGUCCAAGUCCAAGAAGAAGCAACACCGAGGACCAUUCUUCUUGAAGCAGCGAGAAUCGAACAAUCAACGAGGUCCAAUCUUCACGACAGCCCCAUUCGAGAUGAGUUUCCUGGAAAGACUUCGCUGGUUUACCGAAGAAAAGCUCCGACGCCAGAACUCUCUGAGAGAAAAGUUUGUACGCAUGGAGGUCAUGGCCAACGAGCAAAGACUCGCACAGGCUCACCUGCUCAACCGCGACCCCGACCCAAGAAUCACCUCGCCUUGGGGUGGAAGAUUCCACAUCUCAUCCGGCCAAAACGAAUCCGAGGACACCCAGGCAAGUGAAGUCAAUAUUCUCAACCUGUUUGAUGUUGCCAUCAAGACAAGAAUCAAGCCUAAGCAGCAGAAAGACGCCAGCCUCAGGCUCGUGAUUACUUUCGUGGGCUCGUAA